Molecule: messenger RNA, 544 nt
Organism: Drosophila takahashii
Lineage: Eukaryota; Metazoa; Arthropoda; Insecta; Diptera; Drosophilidae
Source: RefSeq, a predicted model, not a curated record
AUCAGUACGUUUCUAUAGUUAAAAAUUUUAAGUCUUCAAAAUUGUUCUAUAUUUUUUUUAUUUUACCGGAUUAGCUUGAUUUUUAUUCCCUAAAAUGCGGAUGCUUUGCGACAGACUUUCCGCCCUGACCGCCGGGGCCAUGGUCGGUGUUUGGUACGCAAAGAAUUUCCCGUGCGAAAAGUCCCAGGGUGGCGGAGACCACGGCAAGGCCAAGGACAAAAGCAAGGACAAGGGCAAGGAGAAAGGCAAGGACUAGGGAAAAGGGAUAGCUAAUCUGGGUGGAACUAUUACCCGUAAACAUUCUAGUAGGCAGAGGCAAAAUUCGAAUGUCGACGACGCUAUCGGCAUGAAAAGAGAAAGUUUAACCAAAUGACCCCUGACUGGAUACGGGAAAACUCUCUGAUAAUGCUGCCGGAAAAUUAUUUUUGCUUCUUAUGAUUCAGAACUUUACUACGAUUCCACGCAGCUGACUUACUGUACUUAGAUGCUAUUAACAUUUUUGGCAUUUUAAUAAAGAGGCAAAAAUGCGUACUAUAUAAAAAAA